AUGACUGACGAUGUUAGAAGACGACUUUUCUUAGGCUGUUUGAACCGUGAAUUUGAUGUAGUGCUGGCAGAGACUAGAAAGAUACCUACAAGGGAAAUGGAUUACAAUUUUUUGCAGGUUUAUCUGAGCAGGAGUGUUCAAUGGGGCCAUGUGGACUCUGUGGACUUUAUUUGGCACAAAUAUGUGAUGCGGAACCCUAUAUUGCUCAUAAAGCCUGAAAUUCUGUGUCAGAUGAGCAACCUGUGUCUCUACGCUGACAGAAGAUUCAUUCCCGAACAGAUUUACAGCUAUUUCGACAAGGUGUACAGGGGUCAUAUAGAGGAAGAAGAAUAUCUCAACUGGAAAUUUGAAUUAUUGAGGAGCAAAGUAGAAGCAUUUGCCAGAGGCACCGGCAUGAAGACAGAGUUCAGUGAGAAAUGGAAAGUGUUUCUUGAAGAUAUCGAGAAUGAAUUGCCUAAAAAUGUAGUAUAUCGUAUUAGAGAUUUCCCACAUUUGACAAAAGGUGUUAAGACCAAGAAGGACAGAGAUACAUUGCAGGAUCUGUUGUUUACCGACGAUAGAAGGAUCACUAUCAAGAACUCAAGUACUUUGCCCCUAUUACUUAAUAUUCUACUGUUACAAAGUGAAAUUUAUCUUUCAGAUAAGCUAUCUUUGUUCAUGAAAUUUUUUGAAAGCCACACAUCGCUACUAUUCGAUGACUCAGUUGCCAUAUUGUUAAAACUUUGUCGAGAACAGGGGCAAAAUAGCUACGAAUUUGCCCAAUUAACGAGCUAUAUUAGACAGCAUGGGUCACAACUUUCCACUGCCAAAUUAGCUAACCGGGAAGUACGAUAA
Molecule: messenger RNA, 834 nt
Organism: Kazachstania africana CBS 2517
Lineage: Eukaryota; Fungi; Ascomycota; Saccharomycetes; Saccharomycetales; Saccharomycetaceae
Gene: PET122
Product: Pet122p
Exons: 1
Coding region: 1-834 (277 amino acids)
Biological process (GO): positive regulation of mitochondrial translation
Cellular component (GO): mitochondrial inner membrane
Molecular function (GO): translation initiation factor activity
Source: RefSeq, a predicted model, not a curated record